AAUUAUUCUACAGUUACUAAAAAGAAGUAGUCUUCGCCCAUUAGGAGCUCUCCUCCAAUGAGUCGAGUGUUCAUCCCCGAAUCGGAGUUUGGCUUGGAUUGAAGUUAGAGUGAUCCGAACAAGUGUAGGCCUCGUGGAUUGCCGUUUUUGUAACGAAGUCGAGCCGGCUCGUUCCCUCUGAUAUAUCUCGGCGUCCGGUGAUCCCGAACUGCCAAAGCCCCAGUUUCACCAUGGAAUCCGCAUCCCCGUGCUCCUUCCCCGGCGACGCCGAGGCCGACGCCAUCGCCGUCGAGGAGGCCAUUACCACCCUGACGAAAGCCGACAUGGAGGAGUUGAUGCUCCACGUCCGCCGCUUCUAUGCCAUGCUGCACGGCAUCCACCCGCGCAAGCGUGUCCGCGCGACCUUCGUCAAGUACGAUCCAGCACGGCAGUCCACGGCGUUCAACUCAGGGCCGGCGGAGAUGCCGUUCGACCCACUGGCGCAGCACAAGCGCAGGUUCAGCCGGCCGCUGCCUCGCCCAUCCCGGUCGCGGCCGGUGCGGAGCUCGCCGCCUCGGCCGCUCCCACGGAGGGACCAAGACGACUGGAAGGCCCCGCCCUGCGUUGACAACCGGAAGAACCCCAGCAAGCGGCAACCGGCGUCGUCGGCUGGCGUGGGGACGCUGGACGAUCAGAUAGUCCGCAACUUCGGCAGGCUCGCCGAGGCGCUGGACGCCGCGGAGAAGGAGGCCUUCCUGAUACGGAACAAACCGGACGAGGGGUCCUCAGGAGGAGCACCUGUACGGGCAGCGGCCGGCAAGAGGGAGAGGCCGGUGGAGUUCGACUUCGACGAGCCGGAGCAGAGCGACGACCCCUUCGACCUCGAUCAGUUCAUGUCUAAGUUUGCUUGUUUGGGCAUGGAUGAUUUCGAUCUCGACGAACUGCUAGGAUCGAUGCUACAUAUCCGAUAGUAUGGUGAGGAUUCAGCCUGCAUGUGUUCAUUGCCGUAGUUGCUGCUGCUCGAUCCAGCUGAUGAUGCAACGGAAAGCCACAGUAAAGGAUGAUUUUGUCAAAAUACAUCGAAAGACGGUCCUAAUUGCCAGGACAGAGGAAUUAAGCAAGAUGCAUGGUACUGCGCUUGUGAUAAUUUCGAUAAGAGGAAUUAAGCAAUCUGCAUGGUACUGGCACGUCUGUUACUCCUUUUGCAAAUACAGCAAGGGAUGUGAUACUGUAACCAUUGUACUGAUCCUUUCUAAGAAAAAAAAUUGAGGUGGUUAUCAGAUUCUAGUUACGAUUCAUAGAGGAAACUUGC
Triticum aestivum (bread wheat) is the source of this 1291-nucleotide messenger RNA. Its product is annotated as SNW/SKI-interacting protein B. Gene Ontology annotation, biological process: mRNA splicing, via spliceosome. Gene Ontology annotation, cellular component: spliceosomal complex. The coding region runs from base 231 to 950 and encodes 239 amino acids. The record is from RefSeq and is a predicted model, not a curated record. The transcript has 3 exons. NCBI's taxonomy places the organism in Eukaryota, Viridiplantae, Streptophyta, Magnoliopsida, Poales, Poaceae.